This is a messenger RNA of Asparagus officinalis (garden asparagus), 919 nucleotides long. RefSeq names its product histone-lysine N-methyltransferase CLF-like. Lineage: Eukaryota; Viridiplantae; Streptophyta; Magnoliopsida; Asparagales; Asparagaceae. Gene Ontology annotation, biological process: chromatin remodeling. The transcript has 6 exons. The record is from RefSeq and is a predicted model, not a curated record. Bases 1 to 678 code for a protein of 225 amino acids. Gene Ontology annotation, molecular function: protein binding; histone methyltransferase activity.
AUGGGGUGUCCCAAGAUAUGCAAGAAUCGGUUUCGAGGGUGUCAUUGUGCAAAGAGCCAAUGUCGAAGUCGUCAAUGCCCAUGUUUUGCUGCUGAUAGAGAAUGUGAUCCUGAUAUUUGCAGAAAUUGCUGGAUUGGGUGUGGUGAUGGUAGUUUAGGUGUACCUAGUCAAAGAGGAGAUAAUUAUGAAUGCAGGAACAUGAAGCUUCUCCUGAAACAACAGCAAAGGGUUUUACUUGGGAGAUCUGAUGUUUCGGGUUGGGGUGCUUUCCUCAAGAAUAGCGUUGGAAAACACGAAUACCUUGGGGAGUACACCGGGGAGUUAAUCUCUCAUAGAGAAGCGGAUAAACGCGGGAAGAUAUAUGACCGUGAAAAUUCAUCUUUUCUUUUCAACCUCAAUGACCAGUUUGUUCUGGAUGCUUAUCGGAAAGGUGACAAGUUGAAGUUUGCCAACCAUUCCCCUGAUCCGAACUGCUAUGCAAAGGUUAUAAUGGUAGCAGGGGAUCAUAGAGUUGGUAUAUUUGCAAAAGAGCGAAUAAGUGCAGGAGAGGAGCUCUUCUAUGACUAUCGCUAUGAGCCAGAUCGAGCUCCUGCUUGGGCGAGAAAACCUGAAGCUCCUGGCUCCAAGAAGGAUGGCACAACUUUCCCUUCAGUUGGCCGAGCGAAAAAGAUUGCUUGAAUUGAAAUUUGGACUAUAGGGAUAGCUACCCAUUCGAUUAUUAUUCCUUACGCAUUUCAUUUAUUGCUAAAAUCGAUAUCAUUCCUCAAUUUAAAACCCUCAAUGACCAGACCAUUCACGUAUAUUACUACUACUCGUUGAGAAUUAUGCCCACUACUUCUUACUCUUUUCUCAAAACUCUGUGACAAGUUAUAUGCUGUUAACGAAACGUAUAAUUUAUUUUAAAUGGCGCAUUUUGUUA